UCCGGAAGCGUUUUUUUAUUUUUUCAUUUUUAUUGCAGCUCUCGUGUAAUAGUUUGACUUUUAGAGGACUUUUCACAUCUGUGGAACACUAAGAACAACAUUUGAAGUCGACACUACAGCUUUUUUAUAUCCCACAUACAGUUGUUCCAUGUAGUCAAAUAUCCGUGAAGUCGAACCUAGAGCUUUUAGUGUGAGGAGGUGCAGAGCUAACUGAGCUAUGCUAGCUCCCAUGGUCACCAGACAUCGCAAAUAGUUCUUCAUGUAAAACAAAAAUCUUCUCCAAAAAUCAUGGGGAACGGAAUGAACAAGGUUAUUGAUGGUCUUUACCUAGGAAAUAUACAAGACUCAGAGAACCGGGAAAGUCUGUCCAAGUAUGGGAUCACUCACAUCCUCUCUGUGUACAACAACGCCAAACCGGUACUAGAGGACAUGACGUACCUUUGCAUUCAUGCAGCAGACGCUUCGAAUCAAAACCUGUUGCAGCAUUUUAAAGAGUGCAUCCGCUUCAUCCACGAGUGUCGGCUUAACGGAGGGGCGUGUCUGGUUCACUGUCUGGCUGGAGUGUCGCGCAGCACCACCAUGGUGGUGGCCUACCUGAUGACUGUCACCACCUAUGGCUGGGAGGAGUGUUUGUCUGCGGUUAAGGCUGUGCGAUCGUUUGUGGGUCCUAACUGUGGCUUCCAGCAGCAGCUACAGCAGUUCCAGAGGACGCAAGUUUCAGAGUAUCGCGUUUGGCUCCGGACCAGCUACAGGCCCAGUCCGUUUAAAGAGCAGGAGCAGGUUUCUGCUUUACUCGUCCUCUACGCAGAGCAGCAGGCGCAGGAGCAGCGGAGACGAGAACACCAGGACUGGAUGAACCAGGCGUCUGGUGUUUACGCUCUGCCUUAUAGCCGCUGUAACAGAUGAGAGAUCUCCGUACCAGAUGUAAGAAAGAAGAGUUCCAGGCUCGUAAUGACUGCUGUUAUAACACCAGUAGAACAAAUGUAUACCAUAAGCUUAACUGAGUUCAGCAUUAUCACUUUCACUGCCCUUAGUUAAGACUUUUAGGUCUCAUUUAAAAGCAUGAACAAACCCCAUGAAUGCAUCGUCACUACACUUCCAGGCAGCACACAGUAAAAAGCUGUUGUGGAUUCGGUGAUCACGCUGAAUCACUCUUUCUUAGGAAAGCUCCCACUGAGGGCUAAAAUGAGGUCUAAAUGCAUUAAGGGUUUUUUUUUUUUUUUUAAUAAUUACCCAGCCACUGCAGCCAAACUGAGAAUUGUUUUUGACUUUUUUCUGUUAAAAAAAUUACUACCUAUAUUACUAUUAAAAUACUACAUUUUAUUUUAUUUUAUUUUUAAUUUAUUACCUGUCAGUGCACCCAUCCACCCAUCUACAAAAGGUUGUAUUUUUUUUUAAUUUAAUUUUAUUACAUUUUUAUUUUUUUGUUUGUUUGUUUUAUAAGAGCAUUAAAAUGAUCCAUCCACUAAACAAAUUAUAAUUCUUUUUUUAUUAUUAUUAUUUUUUGUAAUGAUGACUUAAGAUAUACUUUCCACUGGUCAUGCUGUAAUUUUUAUUUAUUUAUUUAUCUAUUAAAUAAAGGUUUCCCAUCCACA
This is a messenger RNA of Hemibagrus wyckioides, 1595 nucleotides long. It is a transcript of the gene dusp22a, whose product is annotated as dual specificity phosphatase 22a. Gene Ontology annotation, molecular function: protein tyrosine/serine/threonine phosphatase activity. The transcript has 7 exons. NCBI's taxonomy places the organism in Eukaryota, Metazoa, Chordata, Actinopteri, Siluriformes, Bagridae. Gene Ontology annotation, cellular component: cytosol. The coding region runs from base 289 to 906 and encodes 205 amino acids. The record is from RefSeq and is a predicted model, not a curated record. Gene Ontology annotation, biological process: positive regulation of JNK cascade; transforming growth factor beta receptor signaling pathway; regulation of cell population proliferation.